Anoplopoma fimbria (sablefish) is the source of this 6051-nucleotide messenger RNA. RefSeq names its product URB2 ribosome biogenesis homolog (gene urb2). Gene Ontology annotation, cellular component: nucleolus. The record is from RefSeq and is a predicted model, not a curated record. Lineage: Eukaryota; Metazoa; Chordata; Actinopteri; Perciformes; Anoplopomatidae. Bases 134 to 5224 code for a protein of 1696 amino acids. The transcript is spliced from 12 exons. Gene Ontology annotation, biological process: ribosome biogenesis.
GAUACACUCACUCGUCUCUCGGUUGCUUCUGUCUGACCGGCAGGGUGAAAGUUGAAAGUUCGUCCACAUCUGAAAACAGGAGGCACGUGUGGGCUAGAAAGUCGAUUGUGCAGCAGCAUCACCGGCUGCAGCGAUGGCUGCCAUUUACUCAGGUAUCCAUCUGAAACUGAAGAGUCCUCAGACUCUGUGGGAAGACAAGUUAAAGCUGGCACGGUUUGCCUGGGUCUCCAAUCAGUGCUUGCUGCCUAACAAGGAACAGGUGCUGUUGGACUGGUGCACCCACGCUCUGACAGGCCGGUACAAUCAGAAGGUGGAGUUUUCUCAGAAUGUUCUGGAAGGACUGUGGUUUUAUCUUGACGAUCUGCUUCACAGCCGGAAGCUCCACUCUCUUCUCAAGCAGGGCAAAACCGUCAGCCUGAGGCUCAACAUGGCACAGCUGCUGCUGGACCGUCUCCAGGAGUGUGCACGUGUUGGCUCCAAGUCUAUGGUGUGUGCGUCCACCAUCCUCAGUGUGUGUCAGGGCCUUCUCUCUUCUCCUGCGCUCUCAUCCGUCUUUACCACCAAGUAUGAACUCAUUGUCGAUCUCCUGGCAAAGCUCUGCUCUCUGGCCUGCCGUGAGCUACAACAGUCACCCCUGAUGGCUGAGUCUGUCACAUGUCAAGAUGAGGUGAUGACUGAGUGUCUUCAAUCUCAGCCUAUUAGCGAUUUGGACAGUUCCCAGAUUGAGUCGAUCAUUAAAAAUCCUCCAGAUCAGCCAGAGUUGGAUGCCAAUAAAUCCCCUCCAAAGCCAAAGGACAACAUCCGUUCAGCUAAUUUGUUUGAGGUGUUGCUUCAGGUGCUGUCAUGUUAUUUGUCAGUUCAGCGACAACAAGCCAAUCCUAACAGGGUCUUUACCAUGGUAACCAACCAGCUGAUCCAACCUUUAAUACUGCUCCGACACCUACUGACCUCUGGGGAGUUUGCACCCCAUCACACACAUCUGCGCCUCCGUCAGCAGCUGUCCAGAGACAUCCGCAUCAAGAUAGACUCCAUCCUUCAGUUAGCUCUCUUUCCAUCUGAGCACCUGACCUCGUACAAGGAUGAGCUCCUUCCAUCUAAAGAGGAUUCUGGGAAACGUGGUCCCGGAGGGGCUAAAGGCCCCUUGAAGCCAGUCAGUGCCAUACUUUCCAAACUGAGUGCUCAGGGCUUCUGUGAGCCGCCUCUACACUACACUGUGAAGUCCAACACAAUGUCUCUGCUCUUUAAGUUCUUCCUGGAAAGCUACGCAAAAGGGAGAGGAACCGAGGAGGCCUCCAGGAUGCUGUGUUUUUAUUUCCUCACCAGGUUGGUCCCGGCCUUGGAAGUGUGUCUUGAUGGACAGUCACCCUCACCUGCCAGCGCAGACCAGCCAGUCUCAGUGUCCCCUGGGCAGAAGUCUCCCCCAGUGUCCCCCAGUUCCCCAGAGAGCUGGAGCCUGGCUCUGCUGGCUGUGGAGUCCCUGCUAAGCCAGGCGCUGUCAGCUGAUAUUUACAAUGUAGCAGCAGACAGGAUCAGACAUGAAGAGGUCCAACUCAAAUUCUACAGAGCUUUGGGACAAAUGCUCUUCAACCAGGCCCAGCCAAGCAUCCCAGCGUGGUACCGCUGUUUAAAGAUGCUGUUGAAUCUCAACCAUCUGAUUCUUGAACCAGACCUGGACCAGCUGUUAUCUUCAGCCUGGGUUAACUCCGAAUGCAUGGAAGCAAGAGUGCAGCGGGCCAGACAGCUCUUGGUGUGCAGUCUCCUCCAAACUUACACUAAGCUCCGUCAGCUGCCUCGCCUCUUCUCUGAGCUCCUGUCUGUGAUCUCUCAGCCAGCACUGGACGAUCUCCGACCUCUUCUGCUCUCCGAGAGCGUCUCCGCCUCGCUCAGGACUUGUCUUCUGGACACGCCCGCCUCCCAGGGCCUAGAGAUCUGCUCAUUAGCGUUGGAAAGCAUCAGGCAAUAUAUACUACCUGUGCUGAUGAGGGAGGACAGAGAAGCAGAGAAGAUGGAGAUCGACGGGGAAGGAAAUGAUAAAGAGGAGAAUAAGGAGAUAAAGGUGGACCAAGAGAGAGAGGAUGCAUCUAUGAAGCUAUUCUCCCUCAGCCACCUGCUUCAUGUUGUUUUGUUUAGUGUGAAGACUCUAGACAGUGCCUCUCCUCUUCCUAUAGUCAGGCAGAGUCAGGGAUUGAUGGAGGUGAUGCAACAGGUAGUCAAGGAGUUACUGCAUCUGUUGUCAACAGAAAAAAAGGCUGGAAAAGCAAAUGCGAGUUCAGUUAAAGGAACGCCAAGGAAAGGCAAAAAGAAAUCGGACCGCAAAGAGUCGGAAAAGGUCUCCGAGUCUAAAAUAGCAUCACUGUGGGAGCAGAAGAUUCAGGAGGCUGCUCUCCUCCUCAGAUACACCUUGGUGGAAGUAGACACGCUCUUUAACAUCCACUGCAGCAAAUACAUAUCAGUCCAGACAGCGACAGCAAGUGAGGCUGAACACGGUGCUCAAGUCCAAAUCCAUGUAAACAGUCCACUAUCUCCUGAGACUGUUCCAGCACAUAUAGAGCCAUCGCGCAGACCCAUGAGCUGUUUGCUGCAUAAACUACUCACUUUGCAACAGAUGAAGAAAGUGUUGUUGGAUACCUCCCUACUCUCUGAACCCAGCACUGCAGCACCGCUUAACACGGCAGCCCAGUUUAUUUUAGCUAAAUCAGAGUUGGAGCCGAGUCUGGAUGGAGAGCAGGUAUGGGACGGGCAGGUAGCCAGUGUGAACGCCAGCUCCUACCUUGUAGCUCACUGGUAUCUUGUCACAUCCAAUUUGCCCUUGCUCGCUCCCUACCUGAGCGGAGAGGAUGUGAGCUGUGUGGCAGACAUGCUUGUCGGUUCACUGCUCAGCAGACGGACCGACGGAGGGAAGGACCGGCCGCCCGGCUGUCUUACUGUCCCUCUCAUAUCGUCACAACUUCUCCAGAGCCCCGUACUUGCAGAGUUGCCUUCGCUGUUCUCUGCCACAAUGUGUUCCCUCACACAAAGGGUUAUCGAUGUUCUCAAGGCAGCUCGUGCACCCAAGGUUUGUCCUACGCUGCUGAAGUUUCAGGAGAAAGGAAUCGGCGCUAACGCUUCAGAGAGAGAUGCCGGUCAGCCUCCUCUUUCCACACACAGAGAGGCUAUAGUUGAGGAUAUAUUGGCGUCCUCAAAGACUGGAGAGGUGUUUGUAUUGCUGACUGACACACAGAGCAAAGAGCUGGUAGACAUACUCCAAAUCUUAACAAACCUAAACCCAGAUGGGAUGAACUCUGAGGAUCUCUCCUCCAUUUUCCUCCUCCUCUUCUUCAUGCUCACCUCCACCUCCAGUCAGUCGGACCAGGUGGCCGUGGACGCUCCUGGAUCUGGAGAUGAUGUCGUCUUCCAGCUGCAGCUGCUCAGGAUUCUGACUUGUCUCCUGGAGGGUAGAAACUUCCAAAGUGUUUUGAAGCUCAUCCAUGGUGGUUCUUUGCUGCAGGCUUCUGUGUCCUCUCUCAUCUGGCGGAGCAACAAUGGAGGAUUUCGAUCCACAGGCAGCUCUGAUCGAUUGGAUUUAAUCAAAGCAGUGCAGGGCUUCAUCAGGUCCCUUGUCCAAUUGAUUAUAAUUAGAAACAGCAGCGUUCGACUCAACCUAGACCAGUUCGCCUCUUAUCUUACCAGUAAGGAAAUGACAAACACACAAGUCGUGUCAUCCAGUUCAGAUGUGGCAGAUAAACCAGAUACAGGAGCGUCUAUUCUGUCUGUUCAUCUCCUGCUGGCGUCGCUGACCUCUUUCUCCCAGGCAAUGACCUCUAACCUGGGGAGAAGUAAGCCAAUGGAUCAAACUUUGAUUCAAAUGCUCAAAAGAACGACUGCUUCUCUGGGACCAGCUGUUGAGUCCGUCCUAAAGCCCCAAACUGUCAGUCAGUCAGUCAUCCAACCAGCCAGCAUCCUCGGCCAAGCCUUUGUGGUAGAAGUUGUUACUGUCAUGUUGCACUGUGAACUUUCCUCACAUUCAGUUGGAAGUGAGAACAAGCAGAAUGACACCCAGCUCACCCUGAGUCAUAUGACCCUCUAUCGGGGCUUCUGCCAGCAGAUCCUCAAAGAAAUAAGUUGUGCCCACAGGCCGUUGGACUUCCUGGUUUCCUCUCUCCAUUUCCUGUCCACUUUCUACAAAGCAGUGGAGAAGACGAGAGGAGAGAGGGAGGAGGAGGAGAAAGGAGAGGAGAAGAAGGCCGGAAAGGAGUUGGAUGAGCUGCACAUGCAGAUCCUGCAGAAUGUGCACAGACUGCUGACAGCUUCUUGGCUCUCUGGGAAUGAUGUUCGUGAGCUGGAGCCAGCUGUGCAGGAGCUGCUGCGCCACCUGGUGGAGAAAAGUACUACAGGACGAUUCAACCUGCUGCUGCUUAUGAUCAGCGAGGGACUGGUCACCGGCAAGCUGAGGGCAGGAAACUACAGGGAGGUGCUAUCUGCAGUAAUCAUCACCAAGCUGCUGUCCUGUUGUCAGUUACCUGAGCUCUGCGCUAAAGCUCUCUGGCUCAUUGCACCCCAGAUUAUAUCCGCUAUGGUGUUCCUAGUAAAAUCGUCUGCUCAGGACGUCUCACUGACCCUUCCCUUUACCGUUCCCACGGUAACAUCAAUGACAUCACUGCUGCGCCAGGGGGAGGGGCUCUUCAGCAACCCUCAUCAUGUCAUCUUGGUCCUGGGAGCACUCCAGUCUGUGCCCCUCGACCACUUGACCCCAUCCGUCUACCAAUCGGCAUUCCUGGCAGUUCACGAGGCGUUGUUUGCCGUCAUCCAGUGUCAUCCUCAGGUGAUGUUGAACGCAGCUCCGUCCUUCCUAAAUGUCUUCUAUCGUCUGGUGGCGUCCAUCAUGCAGGAGGGUCGGCAGAGAGGAGACAGUGACACAGACGGUGACGUUUAUCUCCAGUGCUCCAGGUUGAUAGAGAGGAUGUACUCUCACAUUGCCGCUACAGCUGAGAGCUUCACCACACUGUCGGCCUUCAUGGUGGCUCAGUAUGUCGCAGAGCUGCAGAAGGUUACCCUGCGACCAGACGUUAAGCUGCAUCUAACUGAGGGCAUCUAUCGGAUACUGGACCUGUGUGUGGAGCAGGAUAUCAAGUUUCUGACGGCCGGACUGCAGGCGGGAGUCAGAGAGGUGUUCAAUGAGCUGUACGGCAGCUACACCCACUACCACAAAGCACAGAGGCAGGGAGAGGACAAGUACACUGUUUGAACUGUCACAACCAGCGCUCCAGACAUUUAGUUUAGAUUUCAAUUUGAUUAAAUUAGAAUAAACGUUCUUGCUAUGGAAAGACUAUGUUUGUAUUCAGUUUCUGUUUUUGAAUGGGCUGAAAUCUUGGGAUAGGAUGAAUAUUUUGGAAUUAGACAUGGCAGCUGGUGGAUACCAUAUGAUGUACACAGAGUUCAAACACAGUUCUCACUAGUAUUCCUAACAGUUUUUGUUAAAAUUGGGAAAUUGUACAUCCGUUUAUUGCUUUGAAUUCUGCACAUUAACACAAUAAAAUAAUCAAUAAACAGACAAACAACGCAGUUCAUACACUUACUUAUUUGAGUAUUGGAAUACACAAAGAAUAAAAUAGUUAAAAGGAGGUGUGUUUUGAUAAGACCCACAGGCAUCACUGCCUGAUAAUCAAUAACUGGUUAAUAUUUGUUGUCUGCAGUGCCAAAGUUAACUGCAGUUGGUUCUGUUUGGUUUCACUUUUCCUUCCUGUAUCUUCAACAUUCAAUAUAUGGCUGACUGGAGGAACAGUAGCUGUUAGCUAGAGGACCUAAAAGGAGAACAAUGACCUCUCACUGCAUCCAUGGCAACUUGUGUGUGAAAUGUUGUUUCAUAAUUUAGAAGAAGUUUCAUUUAAUUUCAUUGAAUUGCUGAAGAAAAUAUGGAUAUAUGUGAAAAAUGAUGUAUAUUGCUGUGUCUUUUUUAUAAAAACUGAAAGAUUUACCAAAUCAUUUAAAAUCCAAUGCCUUCUCAAGCCUUUUUAAUUGCUUGACUCUGUGCACAAUAUUAACAAUUUCUUAAUACGUACUGAUAUAAACAUA